AGCCUAGUCGUGUCUCCUCUCCUCUCCCCUCCCCUCCUCCGUGCUGCUCCGCCCCUCGAUCGGCUGGCUCUACUUUGCAUGGUCCCCGGCCGGGCCUCCUCUUGCGUGCUCUCCGACCUCAGUCACGGCGCCCAUCACGGCCCCUUAAAACCGCAUACUACACAGAAACAUAUACCACCAAGCUUGCUAGCUUGUCGCCUCACAAGCUACGGCGAGCUACUAGGCGAAGUAGAAUUAUUCCUGGGGCCGCGCGGCAGCUAGCUCCUAGCUCGCAGCCGGCCAUGGCGAAGCCGCAGGAGGUCCGCAGCGUCGACUCCUUCUCGCAGCUACCGUUCAUCCGGCCGGCGCCGGCGCCGAGGGACGCCACCAUCCGUCUGUUUGGCCGCGAGUUCCCCAGCGACCACAACCAGCAGCAGCAGGACGCCGCGUCCGACUCCCCCGACGCUGCCAACAACGGCAGCACGGUCACGUGCGAGAGCAACGGCGCGGCCAAGAGCGGCGCCGCGGCCGAGAGGAAGUUCGAGUGCCACUACUGCUGCCGCAACUUCCCGACGUCGCAGGCGCUGGGCGGGCACCAGAACGCGCACAAGCGCGAGCGGCAGCACGCCAAGCGCGCCCACCUCCAGGCCUCCCUCGCCAUGCACCGCUACGUGCCCGGACACAUGUACGGCCUCUUCAACUACUACCCCCACCCCCACCCCAUCGGCGGCGGCGCCCGCUUUGACCACCCCGCGCCGCCGCCGCCGCCGCUGCAGCACUACCCGAUGUGGACGACUAGCGCCAGCCCCGCGGGGCCCUACGGCGGCGGCCCGGGCUCCAUGUCGCAGCCAAUCAACGGUAGCCCGGUGCCCGCGGGGCUCUGGAGGGUGCCGCCGCCCCCCGCGGCUACUGCCAUGGAGAAUUUCGGCGUGUCCGCCCGGCACGGCGCUAGUGGUGGCACGGCCUUCCCGGUCGGGCCGCCUGGUGGGGAGGCAGCAGCGUGCAAGGACGAUAAGGCGGCGGUGAUGAUGAGCUUGCUGUCCCCCUCCCCCUCGCUCUCGUCGUGCUCGUCCACGUCGCCGGAGACGAAGCUAGCAGGUAGGUAUGAACUGGCCCGCCAGAAGGAGACUGUUGUUAGCUUGGACCUCCAUUUGUAAUCCUUUCUUGUUUAUUUAUUUACAUAGUAGGUCUCCGAUCUCUCCCGUCGUUGUGGAUUAGCAGUCGCAAGCGCGUGUCAAUUCUCAUAGUUUUCUAAAUAAUCGUUUCUACGUA
Zea mays is the source of this 1251-nucleotide messenger RNA. Its product is annotated as zinc finger protein. Gene Ontology annotation, molecular function: DNA-binding transcription factor activity. Lineage: Eukaryota; Viridiplantae; Streptophyta; Magnoliopsida; Poales; Poaceae. The transcript has a single exon. Bases 282 to 1136 code for a protein of 284 amino acids. Gene Ontology annotation, biological process: trichome differentiation; response to gibberellin; trichome morphogenesis. The record is from RefSeq and is marked provisional.